Messenger RNA from Brettanomyces nanus, 1242 nucleotides. RefSeq lists its product as uncharacterized. Lineage: Eukaryota; Fungi; Ascomycota; Pichiomycetes; Pichiales; Pichiaceae. Gene Ontology annotation, biological process: translational initiation. The coding region runs from base 1 to 1242 and encodes 413 amino acids. Gene Ontology annotation, molecular function: translation initiation factor activity; guanyl-nucleotide exchange factor activity. The record is from RefSeq and is a predicted model, not a curated record. Gene Ontology annotation, cellular component: eukaryotic translation initiation factor 2B complex. The transcript has 3 exons.
AUGGUUCACGUCUAUCUAGAAACCAUUGAAGGAGUCAAUAAUGUUCAUUUGAAUGUGGAUGACUCUCUAUCUACACGUGUCUUGGUCGAGCUACUCAGAGAACAUCUUCCAGAUAAGGUCGCCGACAGAUCGAUCAUAGCCCUGGUUGGAGGAAUCCCAGUAACGCACUACCAGACGUUAAGAGAGCUUUUAGAUUCUGGUGGUAAUUCCGGAUCCCCAUUCGUUGCUUUACAGCUUCGUAUUCCCAUAUGUAAAGGAGAAGGCAAAUUACAGGGUCGUGCAGAUGAGUUUAUAGCGUUGAUCAGAAGAAUCGGACAGCGUAUUGUGAAGGCACAGCCACGAGAGUUCACGGCAGGAAAUAUCCUUCGUCGUGUAUUGGCUAUAGUAAGAGAAGAGAUAAGUGAUAGUACAGCGUCUGCUUCUGCCAAUAGUGCACCAGUUAAUACUGCGAUGUUCCGUCUUCUUGUUGCACCGUUGGACAAGGAAGAAGAGGAGCAGAGAAAGAAAGAAAGGAGCGCUAUAGAUGCCGAAAACGAUGGAAAUUCGCAUAAAGACGUCCUUAGAUCUGUGGUGAUUCAAGGAAUACGAGAAUUAAUAGAUGAAAUUGAUUCUGUUCACGAGAAUAUAGCUCAGAUGACCGUCGAUUUGAUCCAUGACAAUGAGGUGCUUCUUACGCCAACUCCAGGAUCCGAAACGGUUCUCAAUUUCCUUCUAAAGGCCAGUUUAAAGAGAAAAUUCACGGUUCUUAUCACAGAAAAUUACCCUAACGACAUCGAACUAUGUCACCGGUUCGCCAAGAAGUUGGCUGAAGCUGAAAUCGAGACUGUGAUCAUUCCAGAUUCUACCGUUUUCGCUGUUAUGUCACGUGUGGGAAAAGUACUCAUUGGGGCACGGGCUGUUUUCGCCAAUGGAGGUUGUGUAACAGCAGCUGGUGUGGCUACAGCGUGUGAAUGUGCCAAAGAGCAUCGAACACCCGUCUUUACCGUUGCUGGCUUGUACAAGUUUUCGCCCAGCUAUCCAUUCGACCGGAAUUCUUUGAUAGAAGUGGGUAACUCGGGUAAAGUGCUGCCCUAUGCAGACAGUGAUCUUGUGGGGAAAUGUGAGGUCACCACUCCUAUCUUCGACUACGUGCCGCCUGAAUACAUUGACAUUUAUAUUACGAACAUAGGAGGAUUUUCACCCAACUUUGUGUAUAGAAUUGUCUUGGAUAAUUACCGGACAGAGGAUGUGGAGUUUUCAUGA